Messenger RNA from Etheostoma cragini (Arkansas darter), 2129 nucleotides. RefSeq names its product 3-hydroxymethyl-3-methylglutaryl-CoA lyase-like 1 (gene hmgcll1). NCBI's taxonomy places the organism in Eukaryota, Metazoa, Chordata, Actinopteri, Perciformes, Percidae. The coding region runs from base 173 to 1183 and encodes 336 amino acids. The record is from RefSeq and is a predicted model, not a curated record. Gene Ontology annotation, molecular function: hydroxymethylglutaryl-CoA lyase activity. The transcript is spliced from 10 exons. Gene Ontology annotation, biological process: L-leucine catabolic process; ketone body biosynthetic process.
GGUGUGAUUACUGUGAGGAUAAUCUUUAACACACAUGCUGUCUCUAAGGGGAGCUCCGGAAAGUUGGCUCAGAGUGGCCAGCCUUCCUGAAGAAACUGUAAGUUGCAGCAGUCUGUGAAGGUUAGUUGCGGAAGAAACGGAAGUGCAGCAGGGCUGAACAGCAGCCAUUCGGAUGGGUAACGUACCCCAUACAGUGAAGCACUGCCUGAGCUAUGAGCAACUUAUCCAGGACUAUCCACGGCUGAAACGCUGGCUGCUGGAGGAGAAGACAAAUACAGGACAUGAGUUUCCAGAGUUUGUUAAAAUAGUUGAAGUUGGGCCAAGAGAUGGACUUCAAAAUGAAAAGGAAAUUGUUCCGACAGGGGUGAAAAUCCAGCUGAUAGACAUGCUCUCGGAAACAGGCUUGGCUGUGAUUGAGGCCACCAGCUUUGUCUCUUCAAAGUGGGUACCGCAGAUGGCUGACCAUACUGAUGUACUCAGAGGAAUCCAGAGAGCACCUCAUGUUCGGUACCCUGUUUUGACACCUAACAUGCAAGGCUUCCAGGAGGCUGUUGCAGCUGGUGCUACUGAAGUGGCGGUGUUUGGGUCAGCGUCUGAAACCUUCAGUAAAAAAAAUAUUAACUGCUCUAUUGAUGAAAGCAUGCUGAGGUUUAAGGAAGUUAUUAACACUGCCAAAGAGAGACAGAUCCCAGUCCGUGGAUAUGUUUCUUGUGCCCUUGGAUGCCCCCACGAGGGAUAUAUUGAACCUUCCAAAGUAUCUGAGGUGGCAAAGAGUUUAUACGAAUUGGGCUGCUAUGAGAUUUCCUUGGGGGAUACUAUCGGUGUUGGUACUCCAGGUUCCAUGUUGAAGAUGCUGCAGAGUGUGAAGAAGGAGGUACCCACCAACGCUCUAGCAGUUCACUGCCACGACACUUAUGGGCAAGCACUGCCCAACAUCCUUACUGCACUUCAGAUGGGGGUCUGUGUGGUGGAUUCUGCAGUAGCUGGCCUGGGAGGUUGCCCAUACGCUCAGGGGUCAUCUGGCAAUGUUUCAACAGAGGAUGUUCUCUACAUGCUCCAUGGCAUGGGCAUUGAAACUGGUGUGAACCUGGCCAAAGUUAUAGAGGCGGGUGACUUCAUCUGCAACGCUUUACGUCGCGAGACAAACUCCAAGGUUGCCAAGGCAAGAGGCAGAACACUGUGAUGGGUUUCUAUAAGGGACAAUAUUUAAAUAUUUGACUCUGUUCAAUUUAAAGUACUUCCCCUUUUGUUGCUGCCUUCAGAUUUGUUGCCUUUGCUUUUGUAGUUGUGCUUUUUGUCACAGAUGUCUCACCCAUAUAAUCUAAAGAAUUAUCAGAACAACAUUGUGUUUGUGUUCCAAAAAUCUGUUUCGAGCUUAGUUCCCUAAAUUUUUUUCCACAAUUUAGAGUCUAUUACUAGAAGGAAGAAGGGUCAUUAUGAUCAAUUUGAUCUUAUUUAAAUCAACUCAUUUUUGAGUUGGCUUUUUUUUUUGUUGCUGUAAAGCAAAGUAUUCAUUUGUAAGAAAUGUCAAGAUUGAUGAAUUGAGAAGUCAUGAAUACAUAAUGGAUUUUUUAAAACCUGAAUUUUACACCUUUGUUUCAAAACUUUCUAAUAUUUAUUUGGCUCAGACAAAUAAACCCAGUAAAGGUCAGUCACUUUGACUUCGUAGCUCAGUGGUCUUAUAAAAUAAAGUAACAGAAUAUGAAUUGAGUCUGUUUUGGCAACUUGCUGAACUUCAAAACACCACAGAUGUUUCAUUUUAAUAAACAGAGAUGUCGAAAAGCAAAAGGAAGAAGCUCCUUCCUCCUUUAUAAAAAUGGAUCUGUUUAUGCCCUUUACUCUUUCUCCUUUUCCUACCUGAGUCGGAUCAACAAUGAUUAGCAACUGAAAACACAUCUCCUCUCAGAAUACCAUAAAAAUAACAAGUUAAAAGCUGCCUCCAAAAGUCUUUUUGCUCUCAUGUUUGCCAAAGAUCAUUUAAAAAAAACGUUAAAAAAAUAAUAAAAAACGUUUACCAUGACAUAAGCUAUGUGUCUGUGUGAGUGUCAAAUGUUUUCUCCUGCCUGUUUACAUCUUACUGUGCUCAUCUGUAAAACAUAAUCAAAUAAAAAAUGUAAUGAGACACUAAA